ACCACUGUUAUACUACCACUACUUGGACUGGUUGAAAAAGAUGUUGCGUCAGUUGCUUUAGGUGUUCCAUCCUAGUCACAAGUGCCUGCUCGGUCUUCUCUCUCUCUCUCUCUCUUUCCCCCCCUCCGUUCUCCAUUGUAUUUUUAUUUCUCUAUCUCCUAUGACUCCAGGCGGUGGAUAGUUUGAAUUCUUUUUUUUUUUUUUUAAAUGUACACAUCGGUGUGAGUGUUGUUUUUCUAAUUCUCCCAAACGAAGUGGAAUGCCCUGGCGGUGGAGUGGAACCGUUGCGGAUGGAUGUGGCCCAACGGCUAGGCUCUGACCUCUCAAAAGAAACGCUUGCCUUUCAUUUAAUUGAAAGAAGAAGAAGAGAAAAAGACCAACAAAGAAGAAGAAGAAGAAGAAGAUGGGCAAAAACAGUAAAAAACGUAAAGGCACCUGGACGCCGCAUCCGAUUGACGGAAGUAGUGAAACGACGUCGGGUCCUGCCGGUCACACGGAUGACGACGGCUUCUUGGACGACUCGAGGCUGAUGAAAGGAAAGCGAAGAGUGGACGAUGCGUCGUUGAAGAGGAGGAAGAAGAAGAAGAAGAGGAAGGACACGAUCAACAAUCAGCCGGCCAACAAUACGGCGGCGCUGCGCCAGCUGCUGGGCGACAGUUUCCCACGUCGCAAGCGCUCGCUGCACUUCAAUCAUUUGCAUAACGACGAGGGCGAGGGCGAGGGCGAGGACGAGGACGACGAAGAGGAGGGACAAGAGCGCUUCGCCGACCUGUCGGAUAUAGUGGCCACCGAUUGGCGAGCCGAGGCGCGCAUGCCGCCGGAAGGGUCGGAUUCGUCCGCCUCGGUCAUGGAGGAGAACGACGAGGAGAUCUACCAGUCGAGGAAACUGGUGAUGCGUCAGUUGGUGAUGAAUCAGUUGAGCUUCAUCCGGCAGCAUUUCAGUGCGCACCAGGAAGUGGACGUGGAACGACGACGAGACGACGAGCCGCCCGACGGAGAUGGCGAGCGACAGCUGGACCGCGAUGGCGCCAGCGACGUCGACUCGUGGGCAGAAAUGGAGGAGCGUUUCGCCGAAAUUUACCAGCCCAUACCGUACGACGUCGCCAUGGAUUCGUGGCGUUCCAUGACCAAAGAGCAGAUGCUCCAAACGGUGACUAGCCGCCGGCUUCGGUCGCGCAUGAAAUACAUGAGCCGAGCCGAGAUUCUCGGUCAGAUUCAGACGCUCAAAUUGGCGCAGGACCGCGAGGCGAGGCGCAAGAGCAAGAGCCCCGUUUACGAGGACAUGUCCAACACCAUUGGAGCGCAGCCAUCUGGAAACAGACAGGCGGCCGACGUCAAGAAGAAGAAGAGAGUCAAAGCGGCCAAAGUGGCCAAAGCGGAACAGCAGCGUCAGCAUCACCGUCACUUCCAAGCGGCGCCGCUCUAUCAAAACACCUCAUCUUAUCAGGGACUGAGUUUGGCCGACAUUUAUCAAGCCAAAGUGGAGGCCCGUCGUCACGAGCUGCAGCAGAUGAAGCACCAAAAAUCGUCCGCCAGGGCGACGGCCCCAGCAGCAGCGCCAGCAGCAGCAGCCGGCCACAAUGACGUCUACGUCACCAGGGCCAUGGUGCACGCACCUCCGAUUUCCGAUGACGACGAGGACAAGCAGCGCUUCGUGUCGCGCUCGAGCAUCCUCAACAAGUGGGGCACGCCCAGCACGGCGCAGGAAGUCAAAUCCAAGACGGAAUUGAUUGCCCAGUUUUGGCGGCAGAGCGACUACAUCACGACCGAGUACAGCCGCAGCCUGGGCGGCGGCGGCGGCGGCGGCGGCGGCGGCGGCCAACAGCAGGGCGCCAAGAGCCCGCCCGCUCAUUCGUGUUCCUCGUCGUCGCCGUCGUCGUCCGCCUCGUGCCCGUCCGACUGCGAUUGCUACUGCGACGGAGGCGACGGCUGCUCGGUGUGCUCCUGUUCCUCGUGCGGCAGCUUCAAAACGGUCAGGUCAGUGGAGAAGGCGGUCAUCGUGACCCAGCCGGUCAAACUGGAGCAGCGGGUCGAUGCGGAAGCCAAGGAGAAAGGCGGCGCGUCGGAGCCGAUUGAGAGCAAAACCCCCGAACCGGUUCCGCUCAGUUUGGUCAAGCAGCGAAAGAUGGAGUUUGAGCGGCUUCGCGUUCUCGAAGAGCAGGAGAACCGGCUCCAGGAGCUCGUCCGGCGCACUCGAUCGGACGCCACCGCCGCCGGGCCUCCAGCCCAUCGCAGUUGGCUGGAUUUGGCGCAGCGUGCGCGCCAGCUGGAGGACAAGUGGAACAGCGCCAGACGGUCGGCCUCCUCGGCCGCCCACGCCAUCUAUGAGCCGGUGCCGGCGUCUCAGUUGUUGCUGAAGAAGGACGACCACGAUAAAGCCGGCCGGUCGAAGAACCCCAACCGGAGCAAGAAACGCUCCAAAGUCAUCAAGCAAUUGAAAACGCGGAUGCGAGAGAAUUUAGAGUCCGAGACGCUGGAUCCGCGCAUUCGCCAGCGUCGACACCAGGAGCUGCAAGAGUUGCUCAGCGACGCCGUUCACGCCGGCACGCAGACGCUGACCAACAUUAAUCUGGGCCUCAUUUACGUGCCGAUGGAGAGGCAGUUGGAACACGUCAAGGGGAAAGAAUCGGCCAAAAUAGUCGGACCUCCCGGCGGAGGUUUGAUGACCCUCAAAAGGGAUCGCUCGCAGUUGGGUGGUGGUAGCGGCGGCGCCACCACCACCACCACCACCACCACUGGCGCCAUCACCGCCGAGCGUUUAUCGGUCGGAGAGGCGGGCAGGUCGACCGACGAGAGCGAGGACGUGUUCGGCAGCAUCGACACGUUGAUUUUCGAGCCGAAGGCGGGCGGAUCGUCUGCGGCGACGAAAGCCGAAGAGCUGGAAGAGGUCGAGGAGCGCAUUGCCAAGCAGUUUGACUAUUUGAACGAUUACGGCUCGUGUCACGAAGGCGAGUCCAGCGACGACGUGGCCAAAACGACGACGACCGAUUCAAAAAACGGCCGACGGGCAGCAGCAGCAGCGGUGACAGCAGCGUCGCCUCCGCGCAACAAGAACAACGUUAUCGCAGGGGCAGCCGAUUCGGCCUCCUGCGCUGCUGCUGCCUCUUGCGACGCCUUUGUCUCUGAACGCCAGUCGACGGCCGGCGACGAUGACGACAGCCUGGCCAGCUUCAACAGCGCCAACUUUCAAGGCUUGCACAUGCUGAAGGACAUUCACGUCAGGAUACGCAAGCAGCACGACGAACAAGACGAUGAUGACGACAACGACGACAACGGACGGAUGGACAGCUCAAGAGCGUCCAAGUCCGAGAAGAAAUCGGUCGUGUCCACCCUGGACAGCGAGAACUACACGAACGUGGACACGGACGCCAGUUGGGAUUAUUACCCGGACGGGUUGGCGGACGUGCAAUCGUCGGCUGCCGACUGGCUGAAAUCGACCGCUAAAUCGGGCCAGCAGCAACCCAACUCGUUUCUGGCCGUGGGCAACCUGCGCAAAAAACCGCCCGAGCUGCCGACGGCCGAUGACGAAACGGACGAGACGGCCAAGCUGCUCGAAUCGCUGCGAAUGGCCGAGGACUUGAACGUGUCCUCGAGCCUCCGGUUGAUCUUUCCAGCCAAAACGCUCAAACUGUCGCCGGCCGAGGGGAACAUUUUCACCGACGUGGUCCGUGACGGAGUGGAGAGUCCGCUCCAGUCGCACGUCUCCGCCGAGGACAAAGCCGCCCAGUCACUGGGUCAGCCGCACGACGUCAGUUUCAGUUUCAGUUUGACGCAAGAGUCGGAACAGGUUGUCGAGCCGGACGAUUGCCGCACGUCUCGUGACCCUCUCCUUGCGCCUCCGGCGCUGCGCAAGCGGGACACGAUGAUACGCGAACUGAAGAUGAGGUUGCGCGAGAAGUUCCAUUGCGUCGGUGACGAUGCGUCCACACCGCCCAUCCUGACGGAAGGCGGCGUCGAUCUGGCCCGUUUUCCCGAAAUCAGCAAGAAAAAGACGAAGGUGAUGAGCAAGUUGGAGUCCAUCUUGUCCAGCUUCAACGCCUUGGCCCAGAUGAAAGGCGAGGGCCGUGUCUAUCGAACGGUCGACCAGCCGACGAUGCCUUUCCCGGCCGAGUAUUACACGAACGACGUGGAUUACGAAUCGCCCGCCUCCACCGGCAAUGCCGAGGAAACAGAUUUCCACUCGACGGGCUAUCCGCAUCACCUCCUCCAGCAGUCGAUGGUGUUCCAGAAGGCGGCCAGCAUGAUGAGCGAGCCGACCAUUUACGACCCGUCGCUACCGGAUGACAUUCCGCUCCACUAUCCGGACAUUCCUCAUCCCAUGCAGCCGCUAGAUAUUCAGUUCCACCACAACCACCACAACCACCACCAACAGCAACUGCUGGCCCGUGCGCUGCAAGAUCACUACAUGCUCGGGCUGGACCCGAGGCUGCGCGAUUUCUACGAUAAUACGCUCUUCGAGCAACAGAUGGAGUCGUAUGCGCCGCACGAAGGCCUCUACAAUAUUUCGAAUUCGCUGGAGGAACAAGAGCCUCCGCACGUCGCCCGGAAGGGCCGGAAUAAAGAGGCAAAGCACCACCGAUCCGGCCGCCGGACGAAGGAAAGAGACUCGUCGCCAGAGGGCACGGAGGAGGAAGUUUUGAUCGAUGCCGAUCAUACACCAACUUGGAGCGAGAUGGACAGUCAGCUUUUCUCCGAUCAGAAAGCGGCCGAACAUUUGACCACAGCCGGAGCGUUCCAUCCGCCGAACAUGACCCACUCGCGCAUGUCCCCUUACAACGACGAGUGGCUCUUUUGGGAGCAGUUGAAUCACGUGCGCUUGACGGAAGCGGAUCGUCGCCGUUGGGAGGAAGAGCGAUCGAGGCGGAUGCUCUUGUGGAUUCACCACACGAGUCAGGCGUCGCCAUCUGGUGCCGUGCCCGGUUCGCAAUUGCCGCUGCCCCACUGGUGGCAGGUACUCGAAUGAAAAAGUAACCCGUUAGCGCCAUCUGUUGUCGCCGUCUGACGCUAGAUGGCGCGCAGAACCGUUGUUGACAUUUUUGGACGAAAAAACACAGCCGGGCGAACGGUGUUAUUUAUUUUCCUCCUCCUCCUCCUCCUCCUCCUCCCCUCCUCCUCUUCUUGUAGUUUGCAUACACACCUGUCAAGUUGAUUCACGCUCACGCUCGACUGUUUGGACCAUUAUGAACUAUUUUUCAUUUUUUUUUUAAAUUUGAUUCUCAUCGAGUCUUUAUCACGAACCAUCUGCCCCCAUCCCGUUGAACUUUAGUGUAGUUUGUUUUGUUUUGUUUUUACAUUUUCAAUGCGGUGACGGAUCCUCCUACCAUCUUCCAUUUUGUAGCUUUCGUCACACCGACUGUUGUUGCGACAUUUCCACUCGUAUUUACUGUAGCUCGUUUGCCAUCAUUUCUAGUUUCUUUUUGGACCUUCUUAUCUUUUUCUUUUCUUCUUCUUCUUCUUAUUUUAUUUUUUUUUCUCCAGCUUUUUUUAUCUGCUAUAUUUAAUACACCAAAUCCACCGUU
Molecule: messenger RNA, 5519 nt
Organism: Daphnia magna
Lineage: Eukaryota; Metazoa; Arthropoda; Branchiopoda; Diplostraca; Daphniidae
Source: RefSeq, a predicted model, not a curated record